CUUCCCGCGAUGUUGGAUACACACCGCACGAAUUGGAAACUUUUGGCCAAUCAGAUUGCUGCACUGACAACACGGAAGGAAUGUACACAAUUAACAGAAGACUCAAGCCAGACGACGAUAAAGUGAUUGAAAAUCGAGCAUUAUGUCCACAAGGAGGAGAAGGAAAAAGCCCAUAGAUGAAGCAAAGACAUAUAUUCUGUCUUGCACUGACAAGGAUGGGUUUAUUUCGAGAUUCAUUGACAGUUGUAAAGGAAGAGGAGUUUUUGCCACACACCCCAUUGAACCAGGGGACUUUGUCUUGGAGUAUAGGGGUAAACUCCUGACACAGGAAGAAUGCCGGUCAAGACAAUACUCAGAGAUUGAAAGCACAUUUCUCUUUGACUUUGAGUAUCGGAACAAUCGCCUGUGCCUGGAUGCAUCUGAAGAAGAUGGAUCUCUCGGACGACUAGUCAAUGACAACCACAAAAAUUCAAAUUGUGUCGUGAAAAAAAUCAUAGUUGACGACAAGCCACACUUGUGCCUUUUUUCUCUUAAGAAAAUAGGAAUAGGAGAUGAAACUGAUUAUGACUAUGGUAAAGCAAAAUGGCCUUGGCGUACUGAGGUGAAAAAAACCCAAGCUCCUGCAGCAGCAGAAGAAAAGCUAUUGAGUGGUAAAGACCAGGUGAAAGGCCUUCAGACUCCUGCAGCAGCAGUUGAGAAUGAGACCAGCCCUGUUCCUCAGACGUUGAAUGAUGGACCAAUCCCAGAUGAGCCCUGCACACAGGUAAAAGUACAUUUAAACACAUUCAUCUAUGCUGACUUGUAUGCUAUGGUGUAG
Messenger RNA from Cyprinodon tularosa, 817 nucleotides. RefSeq names its product N-lysine methyltransferase KMT5A-A-like. Bases 143 to 817 code for a protein of 224 amino acids. The record is from RefSeq and is a predicted model, not a curated record. NCBI's taxonomy places the organism in Eukaryota, Metazoa, Chordata, Actinopteri, Cyprinodontiformes, Cyprinodontidae. Gene Ontology annotation, molecular function: protein binding. The transcript is spliced from 6 exons.